AACACACUGAUUUCUUGAGAAAAAAUAACGAGUUCACUGUUAGUCGGGUUCGCGGCCGCUUCGCCUUCCAAGACGGCCAAGUGUAAUAUUUAAUACAUUUUAUACACGUACUUUUUCGAUUACAGCCUAUUUAGGCAAACGAUUCUAUAAAGACUACGGGGAAAAUGAUCCCUUUGCAUUUUGUUUUUCUGAAGUUAUAAUUUCACGAACUACAAAAUAUAAUGAAAUAGGUCGAGCGUCACGGCUGAUCUCGCCAACAGGGACGGGGCGCAAGAACGUGAUUUCAGCAAUCGCUUAAAUUGUGUUUAUAAAGCUAAUCGAUUAUUCGCAAUCAUUUUGCCGUUGAAAGAUCAUUGCAAGUAGUGCACGGCUUUGUUUUUACGUUAAUCUUCUAGUUUGAGUUUUGUGAGGAAUGGACGCUGUAUACCCUGCCGCAGCUUCGGUGCUGGCGCGCGGUCGACGCCGGCGGCGCACCGAGCCCCGGCAGCGUCAUCGCACCAUGCCCGUAACCUUCGCGGAAAUCAAGGAGGUAGACGAAGAAAAAGAGAUGGACGAAGAGGCGCACGGUACCAGCGUUGUGAGCGUAGCGACCGCAGCAGAGGAACGUCGACGUAGGCCAGACCUUCUCGAAGAACGUCUCGGCCGGGAGUUUGCAGAGUUCCGACGAAGACGUGCACGUCGAGAUCAUUUCCACGAGCCCGACGAACUCGCAAUAUCCUCCUCGCCGCCCGCUGCAUGUGCGCCGUCGCCGCUGUCGCGAGCCAGUAGCGAGCCGAGCCCGACCACGACCACCAACCCUUCUUGAUUAUUGUUUGUAUUCAGUACGUUGGACUAGGAAGAUAUCGCGAUACGAAAAUAUUUUUCGAAAGUAUAACAUGUAGCCAUACCAAGCCUACGCCAUUAAAUAUUUUAAGGGAGGUGUAUACUAGACAAUUACAAGUACACGUUUAAAACUAACUAAGUAGGGCUUUGUGCAAGCCCGAUCGGGUAGAUACACAUUUUAUUUCAAAAUAAGAGUAUUCGUGGCCCUGUGAUAUCCAACCCAAAUUAUACGUAUUUAAAAAUUUGUAUGUAUUUGUUUGAUAAAUUAUUAUUACCUUUAUGUUACAGACAAAUACUUAGUCAGUCCUUUCCGCGUACGAUACCGCAUUAUACGUGACCAAGACUGACGUUCUCCAUGAACGUAGUAACAAAACACUUCUAAGCCACAGCCAACGCACUCAGCGAAUGGUUAGGGAAAUCCCAACAAUAGUGUAGUGAAAUGUGUCAAAUGGAAUUUCCAACCAUUAUUUACCAACCAAUUACUUGCUACUCUGGAGUUACUCUUACUGUUGACAUUUUUAUGAUAAAAACACCAGCUUUAAAUGGUUUCGUUUAUUUUAAUAAUAAUAAAUAAAUAAAUAGCACUCUCAAGCAUGCACCACAAACAUCUUCAAUAAAUAGGCAAGUCUCUGUACACAAUGUUCAGACUCACAAACAUCAUCAUUGUUAAAGAGAACAGAUAACGUAUAGUAUAACUUUGAACAGCGAUAUUUUUUAUAUAAUCACUUAUUUAUGACAACAUGUAUUCAAAAACUUAAUUAAAAUAGUUAAAUUUUACAUUUAUGUACUUCUAUUUUCGUGAUGAAUAACAAUAUGCAAAAAGACACAUUCGAACUUAAUUCUCAUGCAAUUUUUUGGUAUUUAUGUACAUUAGAAGAAAUGUUAUUAACACGUCUAUCAUAAGCUGCUUGCGAUGUUCGCACAACAUAAUGUAUUGUAAAUCGGUGUUAUCUUUGUAUGAACGUAGUCGUAUAUACUUAACAAUUAAGUUAUACUAGUUUUACUUAACGGUUAGUUUUACUUAACUUAUAAUCUUCUUCUCAAAUUAAUCAAACAUUCGUUUUUGAACUUCGAGUUGGUAUUUAAAUUACAUUUUCAUAAGAUAAGAAUGUUAAAAAUUUUCAGCAUUGAGAAGUUCUUUUGAUCAUAAGUAGGUAAACAAAGGUAAUCAAUUAUAAUAUAACAUACAUAUACAUUUGUAUUACAAUUUUGAUCUCAUAAUUUCACCAACUCCUUUAA
This is a messenger RNA of Nymphalis io (European peacock), 2061 nucleotides long. RefSeq lists its product as uncharacterized. The record is from RefSeq and is a predicted model, not a curated record. NCBI's taxonomy places the organism in Eukaryota, Metazoa, Arthropoda, Insecta, Lepidoptera, Nymphalidae. The transcript has 3 exons. The coding region runs from base 413 to 805 and encodes 130 amino acids.